Molecule: messenger RNA, 621 nt
Organism: Symbiodinium sp. CCMP2592
Lineage: Eukaryota; Dinophyceae; Suessiales; Symbiodiniaceae
Source: the annotation of a GenBank genome assembly
AUGCCGUUCUCUCAGCAUUUGCGAGCUGCUGCCUCGGUCAUCGACCUUUGCGACGAGCCGACGACCCCGAAGCCGCCGACCAAGGAGGCGCCGGAGCCGACGAUCAAGAAGCCUUCGGUGAGGCACACCGUGAAGAAGCCGCCGGCUGAGCGCAAAGUCAAGACCGAACCCAAGACAACCGGAGCAGUGGAGGAGGCACCGAAGAAGCGACCUGCUUCGCGCAUGUCCGCAAGAGGCUUAGGUCUAACCCACCAGUGGGCAGCACAUGCGGGCAACGGCCCUUGCUGCGGCCGCGGCAGCCAGCCUUGUGUUUUCGGUGAGUUCUCGUCGCCUGCACCCGCUGCACCCAACGGUGCCUGCGAUCUGUGCGACGUUGGAAUGAUGGCCACACUCCACGAGUCCAUGUCGAGUCGAUUGACGCACUUGCUCGGCAAGCUCGAUGCAGGUGUCGCUGAACAUGCUUUUGGAUACAUUCGAGAUACUUUGGGAUCUACGGCAGAGGCGGACUAUCGCUUCAAAGUGCAGCGAUCUCGGCAGCGCAAAAACCCGGCACGACCUCGCCGAGCAACUCGAGGACCCUACAAGAAGAAGAGCACGGAGAAGUCCGAUGCAGAGGACUGA